Molecule: messenger RNA, 1314 nt
Organism: Lolium rigidum
Lineage: Eukaryota; Viridiplantae; Streptophyta; Magnoliopsida; Poales; Poaceae
Product: protein MOS2-like
Exons: 1
Coding region: 1-1314 (437 amino acids)
Biological process (GO): mRNA splicing, via spliceosome
Cellular component (GO): spliceosomal complex
Molecular function (GO): nucleic acid binding
Source: RefSeq, a predicted model, not a curated record
AUGGAGAAGAGGAUGAAGCUGUCCUUCUCCAUCCCCUCAAAGGCCAGGCCGUCCACCAACCCCGUGGCCGGCGGCGGCUUCCGUCCCAACGACAACGUGGGUGACUCCACCCCAGCCCCUAUGUUCAUCACCGUGUUCGAGACCUCACAAACCCUAACCCCUGACGUGAAGUCUGCCGUCCUCACGCCCCUAUCCAACUCCGGCCGCUUACUCCACCCCCGAUCCGGCGAACCCACAAACGCCUCCACCGGCGCUGGCAGCACCAACCCCGUUCUCGACACCUCGAAGGCGCCCGAUCAAACCUCCUCCUCCCACACAUCUUAUGGCCUCAUCACCCGCAAUACCGCCCCUGAUCAUGUGAAGCCUGCCGUCAUCCCUCCCCUUCCCAACUCCGGCCGCUUACUCAACCCCAGAUCCGGCGAGCCCACGGACGCCUCCAUCGGCGUUGGCAACAUUAACUCGGUCCUCGAUACCUCCAAGCCACCCGACAAUCCCUCUUCCUCCCGCACAUCCUAUGGUCUCAUUGUCCGCAACAAAGCUGCCGCAGUGUCGGCUGAUACUGCCGGGAAACCAGUGACUUGUCCAGUUGCUGCGGAUGGCCCCAGCGCCGCCAGCGGCGACCUGAUGCUGCGGCGGUACAAAGAGGACAUGGCCGUUCUCCCCGAUCAACCUGGUACAGAAGAGUAUGAUGAGGUACCCGUGGAAGGAUUUGGUGCUGCUCUUCUUGCAGGCUAUGGCUGGAAGGAAGGCGAUGCAAUUGGAAGGAACUGUACCAAAGAGGCAAAGGUUGUCCAGUAUGACCGCCGCACCGGCCCGCAAGGUUUAGGAUUCGAUCCCUCUAAGAAGAGAGACGUGGAGAGGAGAGAUCAAAUGCAGAAGGUUCCCAACGCUCGAGCUAGCCAACAAUCCAGUACCGUCUGUGGGAGUACUAAUACUAAUAACUUCAAAGUGCCAUGUUUACAUAGCCAUAUCAGAGUCAGGGUGGUGAGCAAGAACAUGAGCAAAAGGCUAUACAUGAUGAAGGGGAGAGUUCUCGAUGUGACGGGGCCGACGACGUGUGACAUUGUCAUGGACGAUGGGACUGAGGUGGUGCAGGGCGUGGAGCAGGAUAUGCUUGAAACAGUGCUGCCGCCGGUGAACGGGCACGCGCUCGUGCUUUGUGGCGAGCAGAAGGGUGUGUACGGCCGCCUGGUUCAGAAGAAUUUCGAGGAGCGCAUCGGAGUUUUGGAGGAUGCUGAUACGAGAGACAUGAUACCGGUGGGGUUGGACAAGAUUGCAGAGUAUGUUGGGGAUCCAGAGUUGAUUGGUUACUGA